AUGUCCUUAUUUACAGAUAUUAAAUUACCAACUGGUGAAACAUAUAAACAACCAAUUGGGUUAUUCAUCAAUAAUGAAUUUGUUAAAUCUCAUUCAGAUGAAUUAAUUGAAACUAUUAAUCCAACAAAUGGUGAAUUAAUUACAUCAGUUUAUGCUGCUAAUGAACAAGAUAUUGAUAUUGCAGUUAAAGCUGCUCGUGAAGCAUAUGAAACUAAAUGGUCCAAGACUUCUGGUGUUGAAAGAGGUGAAUUAUUAUAUAGAUUAGCUGAAUUGAUUGAACAAGAAAGAGAUAUUUUAGCCAAGAUUGAUUCAUUAGAUGCAGGUAAACCAUAUGAAUCAAAUUCUCAAAGUGAUUUAUCACAAAUUAUUGAAUUAACAAAAUAUUUUGCCGGUUAUUCAGAUAAAAUUAAAGGUUCAUAUUUACCAAUCUCUGAUGAAAAAUUUGUUUAUGAAAUUAAAGAACCUUAUGGAGUUGUUGGACAAAUUGUUCCAUGGAAUUACCCAUUAGCAAUGGCAUCAUGGAAAAUUCAAAGUGCUUUAGCUGCUGGUAAUACAAUUGUUAUUAAAUCUGCCGAGAAUACACCAUUAUCUCUAUUAUAUUUUGGUCAAUUGAUUGUUAAAGCUGGGUUCCCACCAGGUGUUGUUAAUAUAAUUAGUGGAUUAGGUUCAAUUGCUGGAUCUGCAAUUGCAUCACAUGAAGAUGUUGAUAAAAUUGCAUUUACAGGUUCAACUCAAGUUGGUAAACAUAUUCAACAAGCUGCUACAUCAAAUUUAAAAGCUGUUACAUUAGAAUGUGGUGGGAAAUCACCUUCUGUAGUUUUCAAAGAUUCAAAUUUAUCAAAUGCUGCUAAAUGGAGUGCCUUGGGUAUUUUUUAUAAUACUGGACAAAAUUGUACUGCAAAUUCAAGAAUUUUAGUUGAAGAAGAAGUUUAUGAUGAAUUUUUAACUCUUUUCCAAGAAGAAAUCAAGAAAAAUUGGAUUGUUGGUGAUCCAUUUGAUGAUAAAACUACAGUUGGUCCAUUGAUUUCCAAAGUUCAAUUAGAUAGAGUUCAAAGUUAUAUUAAACAUGGUGAAGAAGUUGAAAAAUUAUCAAAAUUAGAAGUUGGUGAUUCUGCAAUUUAUAAAGAACAAAAAGGUUGGUUUCAAAAUCCAAUUAUUUUCAAAGAUGUACCAACAGAUUCAAAAUUAUUUCAAGAAGAAAUUUUUGGACCAGUUGUUACAAUAACUAAAUUUUCAGGGUUUGAAGAUGGUUUAACCAAGGCAAAUAAUACUAAAUAUGGACUUGGUUCUGCAGUUUUCACAAAUAAUAUUCAAAAAGCUCAUAAAUUUGGUAGAGGAUUGAAAGCAGGUACAGUUUGGAUAAAUUCUUCAAAUGAUGAAGAUAUUAGAGCUAGUUUUGGUGGGUAUAAAUUAAGUGGUAUUGGUAGAGAAUUAGGAGAAAGUGGGAUUGAAGUUUAUACUCAAACAAAAGCCAUUCAUGUUAAUUUAUCAGAAGAGUGA
This is a messenger RNA of Hansenula ciferrii, 1500 nucleotides long. Its product is annotated as Retinal dehydrogenase. Lineage: Eukaryota; Fungi; Ascomycota; Saccharomycetes; Phaffomycetales; Wickerhamomycetaceae. Bases 1 to 1500 code for a protein of 499 amino acids. The transcript has a single exon. Gene Ontology annotation, molecular function: oxidoreductase activity, acting on the aldehyde or oxo group of donors, NAD or NADP as acceptor. The record is from RefSeq and is a predicted model, not a curated record.